This is a messenger RNA of Stylophora pistillata, 3104 nucleotides long. RefSeq names its product counting factor associated protein D. Lineage: Eukaryota; Metazoa; Cnidaria; Anthozoa; Scleractinia; Pocilloporidae. Gene Ontology annotation, biological process: proteolysis. Gene Ontology annotation, molecular function: cysteine-type peptidase activity. The record is from RefSeq and is a predicted model, not a curated record.
UGCGCAGGAGUUUGGAAAAUGUAUAUUAUUUCUCAUUUUUGUGUUCUGUCGAAUCAGCUGCAGAGCCUGUAUCCGAUGUAGGCCAUUACUGACACUUAGAUACAAGGUCACCCAGGGGCGUCUGUUUAGAGCCUAACUGACCUUCGAAUUCGUGGCCUGUGUUUAUUGCUGGUACCAGCUGGUAUUGGUAAAUGGUAUUGGUAAAUGCUCCUAACAGGUUCCUUGACGAUUCAUAUCCUACGAUAAUUGCCUUUUAAGCAGAGAUAGCAACAAAAAACACUCAACUUCCAUUCCCACCGGCAGUUUUUCAACUGCUUUGAGGGAUGACAUCACUUUCGCCGCCAAUCUUAUGGAUGCAAUAACUCAAGUGUUUAAGUACGAUGUGUAAAGGAAACUUCAUUGCUAAUGCUGCAGUAUUCUGGAUUGUAUUCACAAUCGUCUUAUUUUACCACCGAACAGAUGGACAGCACUAUUUUUUCGAAGAAAUCCACCAACUGAAAAGCAAUUUUGACCCUGAUCGGAAGGAAACCGACAAAGACUUCACGGAUAUUUUGGAACCUGUGAUCGCGUUCGAGAAUGCAACUCUACUGCAAGAUGACCAUCCAGGAGAAAAAGAAUCCCUGCCAGAAAAGAUCACGUUUCCCGAGUUCUACCAUGCCCAGGGAAUCAUUUCCCUGCCUUAUGACGGGAUCAUUGAGCCGUUCGAAGCAUGGUACGGUGGCCGACAUAAAAUGAGUCGCAUCGACUAUUACUACGGGAUGGACAAGACAUUUCAGAGAGGAGACCUUAUGCCGUAUGGGGCCUUGAUUAAGUUGGUGCCAGCUCACUGGAAGAAAGGAGAUGAUCUCGACAAAAACACACAGAGCUGCUGGUACAGGCCCGGAUUUCGUUGGUCUCCAGAGAGGGGUCAAAGUGUCAUGCCUAAAAACUUGAAAAAAUUCAAGUACAUAGGCCAGGAAAUCCACAGUGGGAUGCCUGUGUAUAAGCUACAACGUACUGCCACCGUAUACAAGAAAAACAACACCUACACAUUGUAUGUGACAAAAGCCAAACCUUACAAGCCUGUACGUUAUGUCAUGCACGGAUAUGACACUCUUUUGCACUCAUUUUACGAUCAUUACGUGGUGGAUUACCUCUCCUUUCAUGAAUGGGACUUUGACUUUGAUGUCAUGAAAAUCCCAAAAGGAGCCUCCUGCAAAAAGAAGAUUCAAAAGAUGAAAUCAAGAUACCACUUUAACCCCAUGGCAGAAUUUAUGCAUGAAAACUUUGAAGACGGGGAAGUGGAGCAAAUGUUUGAGGAAUUUAAGAGAACACACAGCAAAUCUUACGACGAUCCUACAGAACACGAACAGAGAAAACACAUCUUUCGACAUAACAUGAGGUUUAUAAGCUCAAAGAACAGAGCCGCGUUGAACUUCACGUUGGCGCCAAAUGAACUAAGCGACGUCACAGACGACGAGUUUGAAAUGUACAAAGGUCUGUUAAUUGAUCCCGGCGGGGGUGGUGACGAGGGACUCAAGAAACAGGAAAUACCAGAGGCAAGAUUUAAUACUCCUAAUACACCGCUUCCCAAGUGUCUCGACUGGCGUGAAUAUGGUGCAGUGACCCCUGCCAAGGCUCAAGGCCUAUGUGGUUCAUGUUGGACCUUUUCCUCCACUGGACCAAUAGAGGGAGCUUAUGCAAUCCAGACCGGGAAACUCCUAGAUGUGUCAGAACAGCAACUCAUGGACUGCAGCUGGGGAUUUGGUAACAGUGGUUGUCGAGGAGGUUACUCAUGGAAAGCUCUUGUCUGGGCCAAGAAACACGGGGUAGCCUCCAGCAGCAGCUAUGGCAGGUAUCUUGCUCAGGAAGGAUUCUGCCACUGUGCCAAAGAGGACGGUUGUGAUGUGGUGAAAUUCAAGCGAGUGGUGACUGUGAAGAAAAAAAACGCAGAGGCGUUGAAACAAGGCCUGGCCAAGUUUGGUCCGGCGUCCAUAGCUAUCAGCGCCAGUCGAAAAACUCUGAAGUUUUACAACUCUGGCAUUUAUGAUGAUGAGGAUUGUAGCACUCAAACAAACCAUGGUGUUGUAGCAGUUGGAUACGGAGAAGAAAAUGGUACCCCUUACUGGAUAGUAAAGAAUUCGUGGGGAAAAUUUUGGGGUGAAGAAGGAUUUGUAAAGAUUGCUAUGAAAGAUAACUUAUGCGGAGUCCUAACUAACGAGCCUAUUUUUGUAACCAUGAACGAAACUCUUGAUGACGCGUGUGAAUCUUAUCCAUUCAUGAGGAUGAAAAAACAGAAUUUUGUAGAUGUGGAAAGAAGACUGAAUGUGACAGCUUUAAAACUUUCGCCAUUUGAUUACAAGAGGUCAAGAACGCGAUUUAAAGAACUUGCCGAGGAGCCAGAUAAAAUAACAUUUUCUUAAAUUGACGAUUAGUCUUUUUAAAACCGGCUACAGCCGAUUUAGUUCAUUUUUCAAUUCAAUAUGCUACGCAGUUACAGUUUGGGGGAAUUCGGAGAAUACUAGGUAUUCCUUAACCCUUUAACUCUCACGAGUGACCAAGACAGAUCUUCUCCUUACAUUACCAAUACAAUAUCAAGCAGACAAGUGAUGAGAAUUAAUAGAAAUAUAGAUUAGGGGAUUAGAAGUUGAUCCAAUACCAAAUUCUCCAAAGUAACAUCAUAAGAAUUGUAUGGCAGACAGUAAGGAGAAUUACAAAUGAGAUCUUGGGGAGUGAAAGGGUGAACAGUUGGUUUUAGAAAUUGAGCGGUUCUUGCGCCUAUUUAUCGAGCCCGGCCUAAAUUUGAAAAUUGAACUCUAAGGAAUAACAGGGCAGGUCCCAGUUCAAAAACCUUUCAAUUUGUUUCGUUUCCUGAUACUUUUACUGUUGGAAUUUCGAAACUAUUAAAAUCUCGAUCUUGUAUGUAAACGCAGCAAACAAGUAAAAAACUUAACGGAACCGGUAACUACCGGUUUUUUCGAGAAACGGGCUCCUGGUUUAACCUCGAAGGUCAGAUGUGUUUAAUCUGACAUUCCAUCUGAAGAUCGAAAAAAGAAGGGCACGCUAAUACGGAAUAUCACAAGUUGUGCACGUACAUUACAAAUCAAUCUUGAGAUGUCUAUAUA